CGCUACAGCAUGGUCGCGCCUCCGCUCGGCGUCUCGCUGCGCUAUUUCCAGCACCUCAUUACGCAGUGCGGCGGCCGCCACAAACUCCAUGGUCUCACCACCGCCCAAGUCUGCUUCGACUACAUUGUGCCGCUGACCAAGUCCACGGAGCUCUCGCUCGUCGACCAUCUCGCCAACGACGCGUCUACGAGCCACUUUGUGUCUGAAGCCAACUGGUACAUCUCGCACGCGUGGAGCUACCAAUUCUUGGAGACCGUCGACAGCCUCGAGGCUUUCUUCGCCAACCACAGCUUGGCUCACGAGGCGGUCCUGUGGUUUUGCGUCUUCAACAACAACCAGCACCUCGCGCACUCGUACCCGUUCGAGUACUGGUCGAUGACGUUCAAGACGCAGCUCGCAGCCAUCGGCAACGUCGUCAUGAUCAUGCACCCGUGGAACGACCCCAUUGUGCUGCGGCGAAGCUGGUGCGUCUUUGAGGUCUACGUGGCGGUCACGAUGCAAGCGCGCUUUGAGAUGGCCAUGGCGCCCGGCCAGUUGGAGUAUCUUGUCAACGACAUGCUGCGACCGACGGCACUCAACGAUAUGCUGGGCACGAUCAAGAGCGAGGCGUCCGAGACGACGGUGCCAAGUGACCGCGACGGUAUCUUUGAGCUCAUUCGCGCCGAGACGUCGUUCACGGCCGUGGACCGGCUCAUUUUUUCAACCAUUUCGGACUGGAUGAUGCGAACACUGUCAGCGCAGAUCGCGUCGGGUCUCUCACCACUGGACGAAGCGUGGCGGCUUGCGUGUUUGGCCAACAUCCAUGCAGCCGAGUUUGCUUGGUCGGACGUCGUCACGACGGCGGCGCGGGCGUGUGACUUGUUUGAGGCCCAAGAUGUGGACGCACGCUGCUAUGUCGGGGUCAAAGCUCUUUUGGGCCGUGCAUACGCCCAAGUCGGCGAGCCUGACGUCUCGUGGCGACCGCUCUUUGCGGAGCUCCUGGCCAUCGAUGACCUGGACGUCGCCAUGGUUUGUGAGGUCCGCAACAUCUUUGCCAAAGCGCUGGACACCGCCGCGUUCUACGCCGAGGUACGGAACCUCUGUCUCGAGACAUAUGAGAUGGCACGGACGCACCUCGGCCCAAUGCACCCAACAACGAUCGAGACCAUGUCCAAGCUCGGUGCAUCGUGCUUUGAGUUUGCGGACUUUGACGCCUCUGCGGCUUGGUUCACCAAGUGCUUGAACGCGCGGCUGGCGCUGCUCGGUCCGGAUCAUCACGACACGAUGCACUCGCGCAGCUUUCUCGCCUCCAUCUACCAUGUCCAAGGCAAGUGCUCCGACGCGCUCGCGGCCUAUGAAGACAUAGUCGCGUCUCUCGAACGCACGCAUGGCCCGUCUCACUUUCGAACGAUCGAGAGCCUCUUGAACAUCGCCGUGGGACACCGCGCGCUCGGCGCUCUCGAGCAAGCCGAAGCCACUCUGCUGCUGAUUCGAGCGCGGGCGAGUACGCAGCCAUUGUCACCGUGGCACUGCGUCCAGCUGCCGUUCUUACUGGCUGUCGUGUACUGGACCAAACGCAACUACGUGCGCACCAAGUAUUUUCUCGAGAUGACGUUGACGCGCGCCCUCGCAGACCUCCCGCCCGGCCACGGCGAUACGUACGGCGACACAAGCUUGCGAGCGUCCGCGCUGUACCGGUUCCUCUUGGACCCUGUGUUUGCCGCCUACCACCCGAGAAACGACGUUGCGUGGGCUCGUGUGGUCGCCUUCUUCGCCACGAACGAGCGCGAGUCGGAGGUGUGGCAGAACGAAACCUGCAAUGCGUGUCGCCAGCGCCUCCAAGGUCGCUGGAUUGAGUGCAGACGCUGCAUCCGGAGCGGUUAUCACUUUUGCACCGAUUGCUUUCACGACGCUGCGUACCAAGCGUUCUGCGACCAUGCCGCCGCCGACCAUAUCUCGUACGUGCCACCGCGUCGGUUUUUGCUCGAGCAAGCGAUGGUGGCCAGCGACAAUACGAUGGACGUUGCAGGAGCCGCGUGGUGCGAGUACGAUGCGUACUGCACGGCCAACCACGUCCAAGACGCCGAGCGAGCUCCGUAUGCUAGCUUUGCGCCUCUGGAGACGCGAGGUUUUCAUCCGAUGCUCUAGAUUCGCUUCCAAC
Molecule: messenger RNA, 2140 nt
Organism: Saprolegnia diclina VS20
Lineage: Eukaryota; Oomycota; Saprolegniomycetes; Saprolegniales; Saprolegniaceae
Exons: 1
Coding region: 10-2127 (705 amino acids)
Molecular function (GO): protein binding
Source: RefSeq, a predicted model, not a curated record